Funneliformis mosseae is the source of this 264-nucleotide messenger RNA. NCBI's taxonomy places the organism in Eukaryota, Fungi, Glomeromycota, Glomeromycetes, Glomerales, Glomeraceae. The record is from the annotation of a GenBank genome assembly.
AUGUUGGGAUCUAAAUUCAUUACUUUGUUGGCCGUUAUGUUGGCUUUGGUUUGCUUGAUUGUAUCUGCUGCACCCGCUCCUCAUGCUAAACCUCCAAAUCCUAAAGAUCUUCAAAAGGAAGAAGUUUUAGUAGCCGAUGUCUUCGCUGUAAAAUCUGAUAAUACAAACGAAGAGCUCAAACCCUACAAUAUAAAUACAGAGGAUGUUGAUAAUGAAGAAGUCAAAAAAAUCAUAGAAAAUGCAAAGAUGGAGAAGGCCAUGUAG